GUCUAUCCUCUGCAGCAUAGCGUUUGUCAAUUUAUCAGUUUAACGACCAUAAACGAUCCUAUACCAUGUCAUUUAAGAAAGAUGAAGACGGAUUCGUAACAGGCCCAGCAGCCAACCAAGGCUCAGCAUUCGCCUUCCGACCAGCGAACGCUGCUCCCACUCAAUCCUCACUUGCAAGCCGCGUUGGGCAGUUCUCCCAACCCCAAGCGCAAGGGCUUGGCGCCUCUUCACCUACCGCUACUUCCCCCACCGCUGGCUCCGGAGCACAGGGGCUGUCUGUGUUCGGCGCUGCAGCCCGGGGCUCGGGAGCUCCUGCACCCAUGUUUGGAGGGGCGGGUGUUCCCCAGCAGGGAGUUCCCAAGGCGGGAGGAGCGCAAAGGCCACCUCAACAAGGGCUGGAGGGGAGGAACCAGCCUGUACCUGGGAGAGGGGAUGCCGAGGACCGGAAUAAUCUUGUGUCCACAUUGCAGGACUAUGAGGUCCAGGUCACCCUUGCCGACCAGCAGGCGGACCCGAACAGUCCACUGUAUAGUAUCAAGCGUUUCCAGGAUCUUGGCCUGGCGCCAGAGCUACUACAAGGUCUGACGAUGAUGAACUUCUUCAAGCCGUCCAAGGUGCAGGAGAGGGCACUGCCGCUCCUGCUCCAGAACCCGCCACGCAACCUCAUCGGCCAGUCCCAGUCCGGCACAGGCAAGACAGCCGCCUUCACGCUUACCAUGCUGAGCCGCGUUGACUUCGCUGUCGACGCCACCCAAGCGAUCUGUAUGGCGCCCACCCGAGAGCUGGCACGUCAAAUCCUCGACGUCGUAGUUACCAUGGGCAAAUUCACGCCCGUCACGACCUUCUGCGCUGUUCCUGAGAUGGGCGCCGAUGGGAAAAUGCACGCGCCUAGUGCGCCCACCAAAGCCCAGAUCGUCGUCGGCACACCGGGGACGGUGGCGAAUAUGGUCAAGUAUAAGAAGAUCGACGUGUCACAAGUUCAGGUAUUCGUGCUAGAUGAGGCGGAUAAUAUGCUUGAUGCGGGCGCGUUGAACGAUCAAUGUCUGGAGGUUAAGAACCGGUUACCAAAGGAAAACGGCAAGACAAAGGCGCAAAUCGUACUCUUCUCCGCUACCUUCCCCGACGAAGUACGCAUGUACGCGGACAAGAUCGCACCCGAAGCGAACAAGAUCGAACUCAAGAAGGAAGAGCUGUCUGUCGCAAACAUCGCCCAGUUCUACAUGGACUGCAAGGAUGCUGAAUCGAGGAAUGAUAUUCUGGCCGAGCUGUAUGGGAUCUUGACGGUGGGACAGAGCAUCGUUUUCUGUGAUACUCGCGCUGUUGCGGACAGCAUCGCCGACCGUAUGCGGGACGACUACCACAAGGUUGCAGCUCUACACGGUGCCAAGGAUGCAGCAGCGCGUGAUGCGCUAAUCGACAGCUUCCGGGACGGCAAAACCAAAGUCCUCAUCACCACCAACGUGAUGGCGCGCGGGAUCGACAUUCCCCAGGUAAACAUGAUCGUCAACUAUGACAUGCCCAAGGACGCAUCUGGCCGGCCGGAUGCAGAGACGUACCUGCACAGGAUUGGUCGUACGGGUCGGUUUGGUGCCAAGGGAGUGGCGAUCAACUUCGUGCAUGACUUGAAGAGCUGGAACGAGAUGCGCCAGAUUGAGCGUGUGCUGAACCGGCCGAUCAUCCGUGUGGAGACGGAUGACAUUGAUCUUAUGGAGAAGACCUUUAACGAUGUGCUGAAGAAAAAGGUUGAGGUGCAGAGCACGGGAGUCAACCGGGAGGUUUCGUCUCAUGCCAAGUAAGAGUCGAGUUGAAGAUCGCUAGAUGUACACCACGAGAUAUGGAAAUCAACAUGAAAUGCCGUGUAAC
Messenger RNA from Dacryopinax primogenitus, 1863 nucleotides. RefSeq names its product P-loop containing nucleoside triphosphate hydrolase protein. Lineage: Eukaryota; Fungi; Basidiomycota; Dacrymycetes; Dacrymycetales; Dacrymycetaceae. Gene Ontology annotation, cellular component: nucleus; cytoplasmic stress granule. The coding region runs from base 66 to 1796 and encodes 576 amino acids. Gene Ontology annotation, biological process: poly(A)+ mRNA export from nucleus. The transcript is spliced from 8 exons. The record is from RefSeq and is a predicted model, not a curated record. Gene Ontology annotation, molecular function: RNA binding; ATP binding; RNA helicase activity.